Molecule: messenger RNA, 6701 nt
Organism: Melanotaenia boesemani (Boeseman's rainbowfish)
Lineage: Eukaryota; Metazoa; Chordata; Actinopteri; Atheriniformes; Melanotaeniidae
Gene: chrm5b
Product: cholinergic receptor, muscarinic 5b
Exons: 2
Coding region: 867-2393 (508 amino acids)
Biological process (GO): adenylate cyclase-inhibiting G protein-coupled acetylcholine receptor signaling pathway; G protein-coupled receptor signaling pathway, coupled to cyclic nucleotide second messenger; chemical synaptic transmission
Cellular component (GO): plasma membrane; synapse; dendrite
Molecular function (GO): G protein-coupled serotonin receptor activity; G protein-coupled acetylcholine receptor activity
Source: RefSeq, a predicted model, not a curated record
CUUACAUGUUGCUCAGGGCUCUCAUGCAGCACAAGGCUUCCAUCUAUGUGGGAAUUUGUCCUAAUAGUGCCUCACGGCAGAGUCGACAUCUUAAAGAAGAUGUCAGAAAAGAGAAGAUUGUACAUCCAAGCAAAUUAUUCAGCAGAGGAAGACCACUAAGAUGCAAAAAGUGAGUCAUUCUGUGCAGCCUUGAGGAUUAUAGAAGUUUUCUUUUCUUUCCCAGCAAGUGGAGUUGCUCAAACUUUACAAAGAAUCAGACUUUCUGCAGCUUUCUUCGAUUUCACAAAAGAUGCUGAGCACACGAACCUUCAGUUGAUCACUGCUACUAAGAACAAGGGGCUCUUCUCAGUAAUCUGUGGAAAAAAAGGUCUGAACAGCAUCAUCGAGUCCAGCGUAGCUGUUUUCUCACAUGCACACUGACACUGAACAGCUGUAGCUGGACCAUUUAGGAGCUGCAGGAUACUCCACGCCGAUGCCGACGAACUUGUUUGCAUAAAAGUGCCUCGUUCUUAGCAACUGAUGAGGAUGAGAGAUGGUGUGAUGACCUACCUGUAUUUGACAAGGGUGUUUUUCACCUCGUUGGAGAGAGGAGCAGAGAGGAAAAGAGUCAUCGAGAAGGAACAGGGGAGGGGAGAGCCGGCGAGGGAAGGUGUGAAGCUCUGAGAGGGAAACAGAACUGCACAGCUGGGAGAAGAAUUUGAGCGAACUCUGCCAGACAGAAGGAGGAAGAGAAACAAACAAAUUUGCUCUAUCUCCAUUCAAUGCUGGAGUGUUGUUUUUUGUCGGUGCCUUACAGGGAAGGCAGUUCAGUCUACAUGGGGCCUCAAAGUUAUGCUUUUUAUCUGUAACACAGAUAACACAGGACAAUGGAUCUCCAAAACAACACUUUUGGCAACAAUUCACAUGUCCAGGCUUUUGACAGCCUUUGGGAGGUCAUAGCCAUUGCCACAGUGUCUGCAAUUGUCAGCUUAAUAACUAUAGUUGGAAAUGUGCUGGUGAUGCUGUCCUUUAAAGUAAACAGCCAGCUUAAGACUGUGAAUAACUACUACCUGCUGAGUUUGGCCUUUGCCGACCUCAUCAUAGGAGUACUGUCCAUGAAUUUAUAUACCACAUAUAUUUUAAUGGGCUACUGGUCGCUGGGGAAUCAUGCAUGUGAUCUCUGGCUUGCAGUGGAUUAUGUGGCCAGCAACGCUUCAGUGAUGAACUUACUUGUUAUCAGCUUCGACAGAUACUUCUCCAUUACAAGGCCGCUGACAUAUAGGGUAAAGAGGACUCCCAAGAGAGCUGCUAUCAUGAUUGGCCUGGCGUGGCUGGUCUCCUUUGUCCUUUGGGCGCCACCCAUUCUAUGCUGGCAGUACUUUGUUGGAGAGAGAAAGGUGCCAAUGAACCAGUGCCAAAUCCAGUUUUUAACAGAGCCUGUGAUCACAUUCGGGACAGCCAUUGCUGCUUUCUACAUCCCCGUCUCUAUUAUGACCAUACUCUACUGGAGAAUCUACAAGGAGACAGAAAAACGGACAAAAGAUCUAGCAGAGCUGCAAGGGCUCACAAAAGAGAAUGUUCAAGAAGGGACUAAACCACAGAAGACCAUCAUUCAUUCUUGUUUUCAUUUUACCAGAGAGAGGAGAGACCAGAGUCAGGCAUCAUGGUCCUCAUCUAAUCAAAGUAAUGCCACCAAAACUACCACAAAGUCAGAUGAGGCAUGGGUGAAAGCAGACCAGAUCACUUCAUUUAACAGCUAUACAUCAUCAUCAGAUGAGGAGCAUCAUGUUUCAAUAGAAACACCUCAAGGAUCGUUCAAAGAGCAAGAUAGUGAACAAAGUAAUAAGAACGGGCAAGUCGCUGAUUAUACAGAAGACCAAUAUUUUUCCACUCCUCAAAAGAAGAAUCAUAAAAAGGGAAUCUCUUACAAGUUCAAACCUGGCUCAAAAGGUAAAAACAGCAAUCCAACAAGUACAAUAGCAUGCCCUCCUGAACCAGUACAGUCCAGCAAAAACGCCUCUCCCUCCUCUUCCUCCACCACCUCAAAACCAAUGGACCCUGCCCUGAAGAAGCAGAUCACCAAGAGAAAGAGGAUGGUGCUGGUGAAGGAGAAGAAAGCAGCCCAGACCCUAAGCGCAAUCCUCCUGGCCUUUAUCCUCACAUGGACACCAUACAACAUCAUGGUGCUCAUCUCCACUUUCUGUACCGAUUGCAUCCCCCCGUCCCUCUGGCACCUGGGCUACUGGCUAUGCUACGUCAACAGCACCAUCAACCCCAUGUGCUACGCUCUCUGCAACAAGACCUUCCAAAAGACCUUCCGCAUGCUUCUGCUCUGCCAGUGGAGGAGGAAGAGAGGCAAGGACAAUCUGUACUGGGGUGGACAAAACCCAAAUAUCAACAAUAAAAUAACUUAACGUGGCAACGAUUGCUUUUUAACCCGUUGAUUUAAAGUAAAGUCAGCCGUUGUGCCCAGCAUGAAGCAUGUCAUUUAUGUUAAAAUACAUGUUGCAGAAAAGUAAGCAAAGCCAGAUGAAGCACUUAAACUGGUGUUCCAGAUUAUCAAAAGAAGCAAAGCUUAUUCUGCUCAUUCAUGCACAAAAAAACUUAAGUAAAAUAAGUUCAGAUUUUUUUCAAGUUUAUCCUAAAGGGUCAUACCACUGACUUUAAUCAUCAAAGAGAAAAGCUGCUUGGCUGCUGACCUGUCUGGCAAUGUAGAGUCCCAAAAAAAUCUAAUCUCCAAUUGGAACUAGCAGCUUGAGAGUAUUAGUUUCUAUUUGCAAGAUGCACACUGAAAUCUCUGACUGUGUUGCAAAAAGAUUUUUUAGUUAAUAAGAAAAAAAUACCUUUGUUUUUGCUGCAUUAAUUAUUGUAUCCUUUCAAUCUUUGUUUGCAAUCUUACACUGAUUUUUAGUCAGCAGAUUAUUCUUUUUAUACGGUACUCACAUGCACAUACAAAUGUUAAUAUAGUUUGUUUUGCUGUUUUGUUACAUCACCCCAAUGACCUCCACCUAUGCGACAUAAACCAGUGCUGGUAUUAACAUUUUCAAGCCCUGAUUUACAAAGAUUUCAGCAUUUCUGGGCACAUAUUAUAUUCUUCUUCCUAUAGCAAAUCAUUUAUUCCUGCAUUUUCUCAUUGACUCAUUAUGUGAGUUCAAAAUUCACUUUGUUCAGCGUGAUUUUGCAGGAGGCUGCAGACAAAUCUGUAUUUGUCUGUUAAAGUAAUUUUUAUUUGUUCCUUUUCAUGAUAGCUUAGCACACUGCUUUGCUUUGCAUCCCUGUUUGUUUUUGUAAAGGCAUCUUACUGUUGACUCUUGUUUUUGCUCUGCUAAACUAGUAGAUAGAGCAACCUUGGCUACAGAAAAAAACUGACCUCAUCAUCACAUCAACCUGACAUCAAAGUUCUCCAAAUAUAUAUAUAUAUAAAUAUAUACAUACAUAUAUAUAUGGACACCUCAAAACAAGAUUUAAAUCCAAGGGAGAUGGAUCAUGUUAUACAAACAGUUCGUUUACAUAUCAAAGAGUUUAAGUUCAAGUUUGCCCAUUUUAUUAGUAGAAAGAGUAAAGCAUUGUGUUUAUAUUCUCUCAGUCCGGGUAAACAUACAGCUGGAAACUAUGACGUCAAGAAACAAGUUCAAGCAUUGUUCAUUAAGUCCUUUAUUUGGCAUUUAAAAUCAGGAGAUAAACACUAAAAGACUGGUUUAGAACACAUUGCCAUUUGGUUAGAAACAGCUAUAAUAAAGAUGUGUGUUUAUAAAUAUGCUGAUUUUUUUUUUCUUUUUCAAUUUCCUUUAAUUGAAGAGAAUCAGCUGUUUUAUUUCAUCUAGUUUUUACCCUGCAGCCUUUACUAGGGCCUCCUCAUAAUAGAGAAAAAGGUUAUUUGUCAACUAAUACCGUUGUAAAUGAUCGUAUGUGCCACAUUUCAGUUUAUUUUGUUUAUGCUGAUGAAAAGUGUAAAGCAGAGACUCCUAAUCUUCUAACUUCAUCACAGCUAAUCUAUUUUUGAUACGCCCUGGAUUACUUUUAUUUAAUCCUCACACUGUUAAAACCAAAUUUAAGUUAAAAACUGCUAAAUUAAUGAUCUCCUGCAAAUCCAGAUAUGUUUAAAUUACUCCAAUGAAAAAGAGCAACCUUGGAUCACAUCAAUUUAAUUUGUGUAGACUCCCUCUCUCCUACAGCCGAGCAAGUGUUUUCAAAGUCUGUGUGUUGCCAAGGAAACAAUGAUUUAGUCAUGGCCGUCUCAUUACGCUCUGUUUAUAGCCGUUGUUUGUUGAUGUUUUGGCAAAUUUCCACCAUUAUAAAUCUGCAGAAAUACAGUAACAGUUCCUGAUAGCAGAGGACCCAGGGAUUACCCGACUGUACAGGUGUUUCCUACAGAAAAAAACAACUCAAAAACACGAUUAUUUACACAGAGCUUUUACAUUUCAGUCCUUUUUUUAUUUUUAUUGAAUCAUUUUUUUUAUAUUUCUAAGGGGAAUUACCAAAAUUGAUUUGCAAUGAAUAUCAAAGCCUAGAGUUAAUGACUGUGUUAGUCCAAUUAAAUCCAGUUCAAUCAGGCAAAGGUAUUAGUAUCUGCUUAAAAAGAGGCAGUAAUAACAUAUUUCCCUCAACAUACUGACUGAUCAUGUAAGUAUAUUUUGAACCGAUCCGUUAAACUUCGUCUAAUCAUGCUGUACUAUAUUUUUCUAACUUACAAUGUAUAUAAAUUACAUAAAGGCUUAUACAUUUAGGAGAUAAUUUCUAUGUUUCACUGAUUAUUUUGAUUAUCUUUACACCUCACAAAUGGCAAACCUGCUUAUUGUAUAUCUGAGUGAAUGUUUCUUCUUCUGGUUCCUAUCUUGGCUCUUGCUUUGGAUAUUUGAUCUUGUGUUUAAGGGCUAAAUUGUGCAUUUAAAGCUCCUGUAGUGUAACAUUGUGAGAUUGUUUAUGGAUCACACCUUCUCAAUAUUCAUUUUAUGAUAAAAGAAAGAAAAACUUUGUACAUGUGUACAAUACUGUGCAAAAGUCUUGAGCUGCCUGUCUUUUCUCUUUGUUUCCAAGGAGACAGACUUUCUUGCAAUCUUAUAAAGUGGUCGUGAAAAACAGCUCUCACAUUUGCUGAGGGUCUUUUCACCUUUUUCAUUGGACAAUGUUUUUCACUCAUUGUCUCUCCUUGAACCAUUUUUUGAGAAAUGUAUAUUUUUUACCCAUUACAUUUUGUUGCCAACAAUAUUCAUAAAAAAAAUAAAUAAAUAUAAAUCUCCUACCACUCUUAUAAGUUUUGUGAUAAACUAAUAAUUUAACAUUUGGACUGUGGUGAUAUGAAAACGUCGUGUUGGGCUUCAGGAAAUUGAUUUAUGACACAGAAAAGAAUAACCAUUGUCUAGAGUUCUAAGAUUGCAACAGAGAAUAAUAAAACAGGUUACAAAUCAUAGAUUAAUUAUUCCUUUAGAAAACACACUACUGUGCAAAUGUAAUUUCUUUACGUAUGCUUUUAAUAUGCCAGACUUCCUUCUUUUAAAGUGGUUUUGAGAAUUUAUCAUCAGGCUUGUUGAAGGUCUUUCUGAGUUUGUCUCUGUACCUAAUAUUUGUCAGGGAAACGUAUUUCCUUAUAUAUUUAAGUUUAUUAAACACAAACAUAUGAGUCAUUCAACGAUAAAGCAGGCGCCUAACUCGAGGGAGGAACCGGUGUUGUGUCUACAGCAAACAUCUUACCAAAGAACCAGUUUUACAUCCUGUUCCAAGCACUCUGUUGCAGCAACAAAGUUUUUUUUGUUCCCAUUUCUUUAAUUGUGCCUAUGAAGAAUUCCAGCAUUAUCACAGUUUAACAAACAAAAAACGGUAUUUUUUCCUUCAGUGCUCUUAGCUGAAAGCUUGCAAAUCUCAACAUGGUGUGUAGUGUCCUAAAAUAAAAUGGAGUAAACUGGAUACAUGGACGACAAAAUAUCAUGCCAGGCCUAAAAAAGAUGAUCUGCAGCAGAUGAACAGUAUGAUGUCAUGGAGUGACAGCCGGUCCAUUGGUGUACUCUGCCUCUAGUCUGGUAGCAGGUGACACAGGCUCCACCCCCCUGACCCUGCAUUGGUAUAGGCAGAUAUAGACAAUGACUAAAUGGAUGAAUCAAGAAACUUGAUACAAGCCCUGAUAGAUGCAUCUGGACCUCUGGUUGAUCCAUCAACUGUUGAUCGAAGGUGGCUGUAAAGAAGCCAUUCUUGAGGAAGGAAAACAGGGGGACAAGGCUUAGGUAUGCCAAAAGUGAGAAGACCUGGACUAAAAAUCAGUGGUGACAGGUUUUAUGGAGUAAUGAAUCCUCCCCAGAACCCAGAAACAGUGCAGGAUCAUCACGACAGAGAAUGGAAGAAAAAGCAGCCAACAUCCAAAGCAGAGUUUUGGAAAGUCCUUCACGAAGCCUGGAGAACUGUUCCUGAAAACUCAAGAAAGCUUGUCUAAGACAGUUCAGGCUAUGUUGAACAAUAGAAGUAGUCAAAGCAAAUUAUUUUCUGUUCAUUAUAGUUGCACAAACUCUGUUUUACCUUACAUACUGUAGUUUAAUAAAUCUCUGAACAUCCUGUUUUCCUGGCAAUAUAUAAAUACAUAAAGGGUGGCUCAUGGCUUUUACACAUAACUGUCUGUAAUGUUGUAUCAUGUUGCAAUUGUAUGUCUUUUAUGGUCUCUGUAGGCUCGCUCCAUAAACGUUGUGCCUUUUGUUCUGAGAAAAUGCUUUGCAAACUAAUCUGUGGCCAUUGUG